Messenger RNA from Vitis riparia (riverbank grape), 1106 nucleotides. RefSeq names its product E3 ubiquitin-protein ligase RNF5-like. The record is from RefSeq and is a predicted model, not a curated record. Gene Ontology annotation, biological process: ubiquitin-dependent protein catabolic process. Lineage: Eukaryota; Viridiplantae; Streptophyta; Magnoliopsida; Vitales; Vitaceae. Bases 210 to 899 code for a protein of 229 amino acids. Gene Ontology annotation, cellular component: endoplasmic reticulum. Gene Ontology annotation, molecular function: ubiquitin protein ligase activity; ubiquitin-like protein conjugating enzyme binding. The transcript is spliced from 2 exons.
AAAAGUAUAACAGUGGGGAGUGGGGGAGGUGUCUGAAGACUUGUUUGGUUUGAUUGGCUUCCAUUUUUCUCUUCCUUUUUUCUCUUCUACCUCUGCCCGUCCCCUCUCUCUCCCUCCCUCUAUAUAGACAUUCUCACAUUUUGCCCUGUCUCUGUCUCUCUAGGUUCCACCUACCUUAAUCAAGGCACUUGAAGAUCUAGGAUUUGGUUAUGGAGAGUGAAUUUGGAGAAUCAACGAGUGGACCAUCGCGUGGUCCUUCAUAUACGACCAAUAAUAGCAAUGAUACUGGUGAUUUUGAAUGCAAUAUCUGCUUCGAAUUAGCUCAGGACCCAAUUGUGACUCUCUGCGGCCAUCUUUUCUGCUGGCCUUGUCUCUACAGAUGGCUCCAUAUUCAUUCACAUUCCCAUGAGUGUCCAGUCUGUAAGGCACUUGUACAGGAGGAAAAAUUGGUUCCUCUUUAUGGAAGGGGGAAAACACCUUCAGAUCCAAGGUCUCGGUCAGUACCUGGCAUCAAUAUUCCCAAUCGCCCAGCGGGGCAAAGACCUGAGAUGGCUCCACGUCCAGAUGUGAACCAUUUUCCUCCUCCACAGGGAUAUGGUUUCAUGGGGGGGUUCAUGCCCAUGGCAUCUGCAAGGUUUGGAAACCUAACACUAUCUGCUGCCUUUGGUGGUUUAAUUCCAUCCUUGUUGAACCUUCAUGUGCAUGGAUUCCAUGAUGCCACUGUUUAUGGAACAACUUCUGGAUUUCCCUAUGGAUUUUCGAACUCCUUUCAUGGGGGCCAUGCUCAUGGGUUUCAUCAUCAUCAUGCUAGUCACGCACAUCAGUCGGAUUUUUCCUUUAUGAAGAGGUGUCUCUUAUUUAUUGGUCUUCUUGUGAUCAUAUCUCUUAUUUGGAUGUAGAAAAAUAUGUCCAUUAGAGUCCAGUUGUUGUUGAGCGUGUAGGACUGCCAUCUAUGUUCCUGUAUAUGUUAGCACAAAUGACUUUCUGGUGCUUGAUGAAUCAUGUAUGUGGUAUCUUCUCAAUGCCAUUAGAGCUUAAUUUUCAGGGUCACUGGCAUCUGUAAUGUUCAUUUUGAAUAAAUUGCUUGCAAGUUUUCUCCUUGCCCA